Sander lucioperca (pikeperch) is the source of this 790-nucleotide messenger RNA. RefSeq names its product transmembrane protein 238a (gene tmem238a). The record is from RefSeq and is a predicted model, not a curated record. NCBI's taxonomy places the organism in Eukaryota, Metazoa, Chordata, Actinopteri, Perciformes, Percidae. The transcript has 3 exons. The coding region runs from base 176 to 499 and encodes 107 amino acids.
CAAACUCAGACCGGAAACGUGUCACCUUAGGGGCGGGGCGCAGGUAGGCUAGGUGGAGAAUCUUCUAUCCGAGAAGGUAAACGCGGAAGCAAAGGAAAACUGAACGAGAGAAAUUUCAGAAAAUAACAGAUAGAUAAGGAUUUCAUGCUGCUGGACGAACAAUAAAAACAAUUUGAUGAUGGGCCUGUGUGACGGCCUCUCCCACUGUAAACUGGCCCUGGCCUUUGCUGUGUUGAUGGACUUACUGGGAGGAACUGCUCUGCUGCUGGGAGUCUUCGCCCCCAUGGAGAUCAAAGGACAAGACUUUGGAGACUUACUGGUCUAUAGUGGAGCUCUGUUCAUGCUGAUGUCUCUGGCCGGAUGGGUGCUGUGGUACAGCGGAAACAUCGAGGGUCUGACGUCCAAGAGUGAACUCGGACACAUCGGCAGCGCCGUCGACCGGCUGGCUCGAAACCUGAGCCGCAAGAUCCGCACGUACAGGGCCAACACUUAUUCGUGAACGGGUCGGUACCCGGCGCUGAGACACGCAACAGGAAGUCUGAAUGCAUUUCAGUUUAAAAGUCUUCUGAUGCCUGUGUUUGUCGGUAUUCACACGAGAUACCGACACUGAAUCAAACUCUUCCUGUCUUAGUGUUACAAGCAUGUCGGAAACAUUUUAAUUCCAAAUGUGCACCUGGUUCUGUUACAUAGUUGUGCUAUUGAUGUUUUAUUAUGAUUAUCAUUUUUUUAUAUAGUAUAUAUAUUCAGUAUAGCAGUGGCAGCUUUCAAUAAAAGCCAUUUGUAAACAUUA